AUGCCCCAAUUGUCAAACACACUAAAAGCUAUGCUCCUUACAAAAUUGAGGGAAUACAAGUCUGAUUUGAAUAAUUUGAAGAGUGAAGUCAAAAGGAUUACAUCAACUAACCUGAACCAAGCUGCGAGAGAUGAGUUGCUGGAAUCAGGGAUGGCUGAUGCUUUGACUGUUUCAGCUGAUCAAAGGACAAGACUUUUAAUGUCGACGGAGAGGGUAACCAAGUCCAGUGACAGGAUCAGGGAAAGUAGAAAAACUGUGCUGGAGACGGAGGAGCUUGGUGUUUCUAUUCUUCAAGAUCUUGAUCAGUAG
This is a messenger RNA of Impatiens glandulifera, 309 nucleotides long. RefSeq names its product vesicle transport v-SNARE 13-like. Lineage: Eukaryota; Viridiplantae; Streptophyta; Magnoliopsida; Ericales; Balsaminaceae. Gene Ontology annotation, molecular function: SNARE binding; SNAP receptor activity. The record is from RefSeq and is a predicted model, not a curated record. Gene Ontology annotation, biological process: vesicle fusion. The coding region runs from base 1 to 309 and encodes 102 amino acids. Gene Ontology annotation, cellular component: ER to Golgi transport vesicle membrane; Golgi apparatus; endoplasmic reticulum membrane. The transcript has 2 exons.